AUGGACCUUAAUGAACAAACAAUAAUCGAUAAAACAACCAUAUUUAGAAAAAUAUACCAACUCUUAAAAAGACAAAUUGAAUUAUUCGAACAACCAACAACUUCUCAAAUUAUAACAAGAUUAACAUUAAGUAAACUAAACUUAAGAGAAUUAGUAAAAACCAAAGAAUUCUUUUCAGAACAAGAAGAAAGCUACCAACAAAAGCUUGAAAAAUUAAUCAACCUUGAAGGACAGGAAUACAAACAGAAGGUAAUCAAUUUAAUAGAAAAAGCACAACAAGUAGCUCAGGACGAAUCUAGGAAAAAUCCAAAAACACAACAAUAUCAGAAAAUAACUUGGGUAAAAAAUUGCAAAGCCUGCGACUAUUGUGCCAAAUAUAAAAAGAAGUGUGAAUAUCAAAAUAACCAGAAAAAGUGUAACUGGUGUAUCAAAAAAAAUAUUGAAUGCACAACAACAAGAAUAGAUUCACAAACCUUUAAAGUAAAAAGAACUAAAGGACAAACAUUAAUAGAAACAUUCGAAGAAACAACUGCUGAAGAAACUAUUGAAGAGACACUCAAAACAUUAUUUGACCAUAUAUUAAAUUGA
Molecule: messenger RNA, 588 nt
Organism: Ambispora leptoticha
Lineage: Eukaryota; Fungi; Glomeromycota; Glomeromycetes; Archaeosporales; Ambisporaceae
Source: the annotation of a GenBank genome assembly